UAGGUUCAGAUUAAGAUUAAGUGGAACAAGACUUAAAUUAACCCCCAAAGUCGUAUUCCGAGUCUUGGAUUUAGCAUUAAUCCUUCCUCGCAUCAGCGUAGUGUUUGAAAACCAACUGUUCGGCUUUUAGACUUUGACGGCAGUGCCCGUCUUUAAAUACGCUUUUGAGUCGUGUUAAAACAUUCAAGCCUUGAUAAACUAAUAUCGAUAAAAGGAUGUUUGCUUCUUUGUGACACAAAUGGAGAAUUCAGAGACCAGUCCGUCAUCAGGGCCCCUGUCAGGGGCGGACAGAGGUAUGGCACGGCCCUCAGGUCCUCCAGCUCAGCUGUCAGAGUUAGCCAGGCCCUCCAAGUCACCAAGGAGACGGCGGGAGGCGAAAAGGUUGCAGCGACGUGGCGAUGGUCAUGAACAGCUGCUCUGGGAGAUGGAGCGGCGGAGGUUGCCAGGCCAACAUGAGCACUUGGAGCCCUGUGGGUCAGCAAGUGACACAGCGGAAAGCUCGCCUAAGAGGAGAGCCCACUUUCUACAUGGACCAUAUCCAGCCACUCACUUUGGACCCAAAGCCUGUAUUCUUCCCAACCCAACUUCAGUCAUGCACAUCCAGGAUCCCGCCAGCCAGCGACUCACCUGGAACAAACCUCCUGUCAACGUGCUCGUCAUUCGAAAAAUCAGAGACGAGAGCCUGGUGGAGCCUUUCAAAGAGCUCUGCAGGUUUCUAGUGGAGGAGAAGCAGAUGAUGGUGUACGUGGAGCGCAGAGUCGCAGAUGAUGCUAUGCUGUCAAAGGAUGAGACCUUCGGCUCAAUCCGCAAUCAGCUCUGCACCUUCAGAGAGGGUUAUGAUGAUAUCUCUGACUGCAUAGAUUUAAUCAUCUGCCUGGGUGGAGAUGGGACUCUGCUCUAUGCCUCCUCUCUUUUCCAGGCCAGCGUCCCUCCGGUUAUGGCGUUUCAUCUCGGUUCUCUGGGUUUCCUUACGCCCUUCAAGUUUGAGUCGUACAAGACUGAAGUAGCCAAAGUGUUUGAAGGCAAUGCUGCCAUUACUCUGCGUAGUCGUUUGAAGGUGAAGGUGGUGAAGGACAUGCUUCAGAGAACAGGUCAUCAGUUGUUCGGCCAAGAGCCACCGCCGCAGCAAGAGCACAAUGGGCUCCUUCCUCUCGGGCAUACCAGCAGCGAGUCCGGCAAGGUCACCCUACAGCUACAGGUGUUGAAUGAGGUGGUGGUGGAUCGAGGCCCAUCCUCUUACCUGUCAAAUGUAGACUUGUACCUCGAUGGACGACUUAUCACCUCAGUGCAGGGAGAUGGUGUGAUCGUGUCCACACCUACAGGCAGCACAGCAUACGCAGCUGCAGCAGGAGCCUCAAUGAUCCACCCCAAUGUACCCGCCAUCAUGGUCACCCCCAUCUGCCCACACUCGCUCUCCUUCAGGCCCAUUGUUGUCCCUGCUGGGGUGGAGCUCAUGAUCACCUUGUCCCCUGAUGCCAGAAACACCGCCUGGGUGUCGUUUGAUGGCAGGAAGAGACAGGAGAUCCAACAUGGAGACUGCAUCAAGAUCACUACAUCUUGUUAUCCGGUGCCGUCUAUCUGUUGUCAUGACCUGGUGUACGACUGGUUCGAAAGUCUGGCUCAGUGUUUGCACUGGAACGUACGCAAGAGGCAGGCGCGGCUGGCAGAUGUCUCGGACUCCUCAGACACGGAAAACUGAAUCCCAGAGUGUUUUUGCUGGCUUGAGUUGAAGACAUCCAGCCGACACUCUCCACAGCAGCUGAGUGAGUGAGUGAGAAUGAGGGGACCGGGUUUGUUGGAAAAUGUUCUGUGAACAUUUUCAGGGCAAGAACACUGGACUGUGCUAGAGAGAGCGAGCGUGCAUGUACAGCCCAAAUCAGUGUUACAUCAGUCCUAUAAAUGACAUGUACAAUGAGCAAA
Messenger RNA from Monopterus albus (swamp eel), 1920 nucleotides. RefSeq names its product NAD kinase b (gene nadkb). Gene Ontology annotation, molecular function: NAD+ kinase activity. The transcript is spliced from 12 exons. The record is from RefSeq and is a predicted model, not a curated record. Bases 239 to 1699 code for a protein of 486 amino acids. Gene Ontology annotation, biological process: NAD+ metabolic process; NADP+ biosynthetic process. Lineage: Eukaryota; Metazoa; Chordata; Actinopteri; Synbranchiformes; Synbranchidae.